Betta splendens (Siamese fighting fish) is the source of this 2220-nucleotide messenger RNA. RefSeq names its product coiled-coil domain containing 15 (gene ccdc15). The coding region runs from base 430 to 1722 and encodes 430 amino acids. Gene Ontology annotation, cellular component: centrosome. The record is from RefSeq and is a predicted model, not a curated record. NCBI's taxonomy places the organism in Eukaryota, Metazoa, Chordata, Actinopteri, Anabantiformes, Osphronemidae. The transcript has 10 exons.
UCUUGAUAAAGAGAAUGGAAAGUAUGAACUUUUCAGAAAGUUAAACUCUCAACAACUUGUCAUACAAGUGACAUUCAGAGACACUUGCCUUGUAUUAGUUGAUUGCCCAUCCUUUAGAAAUAUUCAUAAAUAUACAAUCCCAUACCCCACAGUUAUUUUUGCAUGUGUAAUGAUUUUCCACAAUGCCUCCGCUUGUCCAGCUGGGGUCGCUAAUGCGCCACUGAGCUGUUUGACAACACCACAAAGUAAAAGAAGAUGAAGGGAACCUGAAACAAACCUGUUGCGGGAAAAUAACAUUCUAUAUUAUUUGGACCAUUUUACUUUAUACGCCGAAAUUAUUGCAAGAACUUUAUAAUAUUAGCUAACCACAUCAACUGGAUAUUUUUUCCGUGAGUUAGCAGCGGUUUAGCCUGUUCAACAAGGCUAGCUAUGAGCGUUAACAGGGGUAGAACUUGGGCAAACUGCACAAACAAAGCCUCAGCCAGUCGGAGAGCGCACCGAACCUCCAGAGCCCACAAGGUGCUGGCUGAGAGGAACCCGCCCGUGGUGUCGGUCGGUGCCUGGGUGGAGGACGGUCCAGACUUCCUGGAGCACCCGUUUACUCUUGCUUUGCUAACGGAGGAGCUUCAGACAGAAAGGAGGAGGGAGACUGAAGAGAGCCUGCGACGGUUUCAAGAUGAAGUGCGUCACCGUGUGGCGAAGCAAGCUCAAGCCUUUAAGAAGACGCAGCUGCCUCCAUCAGAACGAACGGAGAAAUGUAACAGGAAAAUCCCACAACCACAGUAUAGGAUCUGGACCCAGCAGAUUUCUGCUGGGGAGAAGUUGAUGUCUGCUGGACGUGGCACAGAACAGAGGUUAAUGGAGGGGAGUUCUCAGGAGUCUGGUGAUGGCAUGAGGCAGGUUCGACUCAGACUGGCAGCCUGUCAGACGAUAGCCCAUGGGGAAAUGAUGUCAGACCUUCCUGGAGGUCCAUGGAACAACUCUUUAACUAAACAUAAAGAUGGAACUCUGAUGCUGAGAAGAAAGCAUGAUAUGGAGGAGCCGGAAGACGUUCAAGAAGUAGAGGACGAUUACAUUUUCACCAGCCAAAACAAAUGUCCUUUCAUUAAGGCGAGUGAACAUGAGCUGUGGGAAAGUAGCAAAUCACAACCUGAUGCUGGUUUCAAGUCCAUAGUCAGAGUCCCACAGAAUCUGUGGCCGCUGACUGACCAAGAAGAGUUAAAAAGACAGCGCCAGUCUGAGUUCCUGAUGCAGCGCCGCCUGUUCAUGAACACUGAAAGAGAGCAGGUCAAGGAGAACAAUCAACACAGGAGACACCUGAAGAAGACCACAAGGAUCAAAGCAGAGAAGGAAAGGAUUCGUCUGGAGGAAGAAAGGAAGUUAGAAAGAGCUCGGCAGCUUGCAGAGGCCCAACAGAGGCUGGAGGAGCGAGAACUUCUGAUUUUGGAGCGACUUAAACUUGAGAAGGAAGAGAGAGUCGUAGAACUGCAGAGAAGAAAAAGAGAAGAGAAGGGCAAAGAAACUGAAAGGUUCAUUGAUGCUCUGAGAGCUCAAAUAAAGGAGCGCCUGUGUCAGGAAAAGAUGGAGAUCCCUCCUCUUUGCUGUUGUGCAGCAUCUUUUUGGGACACCCACCCUGACACCUGUGCUAAUAACUGCAUUUUCCAUAACAAUCCUAAAGCCUAUUCCCAGGCACUACAUUCAGUGAUGUUGAGUUUGGAUUAGGUGUAACCGAAGCUCGUCAACUACAGUGAGAAUUAGCUGUUGAAAAGCGCUUCUUUCUGUCCUUUUAAGGCAGCAACAUUUAGGGCGAUGCCCAAAGUCGUGAAACUUUCUGCUUUUGUUUUUGUGGAGAAUAUUUUUGAUUUGUUUACCUGUUCAUUUAAUAUAUUUAAAUCUGUACAACAUCAAUGUUCUCUGUAAUACUUUGCUACUGAUUAUGAGAUUGUAUUUUAGGAUACUCAAUACAUGCAAAGGGUGAAGACAGGUUACUCAGUUAGCCAAACAUCAGGGAAGUCAGUAUGUGUGAAGAGCACAGAAAAUUUUAUUUUAGGGGUUUGCUGUUUGUGUGUGAUAUAUAAGAAUCUGCUGUAAUGUGAUAAAUAACACAACCUGUUAUUUGCAUCUUACACUGAUUUUAUUAGGUGCAGGGAUGAUAAUAUACAGUCUGUUGAACAACUGUACCUCAUUUUCAAUAAACCGCUUAAAUGCAUUUAUUUUUAA